Molecule: messenger RNA, 1770 nt
Organism: Triticum dicoccoides
Lineage: Eukaryota; Viridiplantae; Streptophyta; Magnoliopsida; Poales; Poaceae
Product: RCC1 domain-containing protein RUG3, mitochondrial-like
Exons: 6
Coding region: 33-1346 (437 amino acids)
Source: RefSeq, a predicted model, not a curated record
CCGAACCCAGCCGCCGCCCGCCGCCGCCGGCGAUGUUGCGCCGCCUGCUGCCUCUCCCCCGGCGCUGCUACUCCGCCUCGGCGACCUCGAGCGGCGCCGCGCCGACGCUCUACUCCGGCGGCGACCACCCCGUGUCGCUGCUCUCCUGGGGCCGCGGCGCGUCGGGCCAGCUCGGCGGCGGCAAGGAGGAGCGCCGCCUCUACCCGGCGCCGGUCGCGCGGCUCCUCCUCCCCGUCCCGUCCCCGGUGCUCCCGCCCACCCCCGGGCGGCUUCCCCCCGCUGCGGGGACGGAGGCGGCCGGCGGCGUGGAGGUGGGGAUCUCCUGCGGGCUUUUCCACUCCGCGCUCCUCGUGGACGGCGCCGCCUGGGUGUGGGGCAAGGGCGACGGCGGCCGCCUCGGGCUCGGCGACGAGGCCUCCGCCUUCGUGCCCCGCGCAAACCCCAACCUCGCCGGCCUCCGCGUCCUCGCGCUCGGCGGCAUCCACUCCGCCGCCCUCACCGCCCCCGGCGACGUCUUCACCUGGGGUUAUGGUGGAUUUGGAGCUCUGGGGCACUACGUUUACCAUAGAGAGCUGUUGCCGAGGAAAGUGAACGGCCCUUGGGAAGGGAAGAUUGCACACAUUGCCACGAGUGGAGCGCAUACCGCGGCGAUCACAGAAUCAGGUGAACUAUACACUUGGGGUCGUGAUGAAGGCGAUGGAAGGUUAGGGCUUGGGAGUGGGGGUGGUCCAGGUGAAGCCGGCUCUCUCAGUGUUCCUUCCAAGGUGAGCGCGCUGCCUGUACCAGUUGCUGCGGUUGCUUGUGGUGGCUUCUUCACACUUGCGCUGACCUCGGAUGGGCAGCUAUGGAGUUGGGGAGCAAACUCAAACUUCGAACUUGGCAGAGGAAGCAAUUCCAGUGACUGGAGGCCACAAAUUGUCCCUAGCCUGAAAAAUGUCCAUGUAAUCCAAGUAGCAUGUGGUGGAUACCAUUCUUUAGCCUUGACUGAUGAAGGUGAAGUUCUCUCAUGGGGACAUGGCGGACAUGGCCAACUAGGGCAUCCAACCAUUCAAAAUCAUAGAAUUCCACUUGCCAUUAAAGCUCUGUCUGAGGAGCGAAUUGUCUACAUAGCCUGUGGGGGAUCAACUUCUGCUGCUAUAUCAGAGAAAGGUGACCUGUACAUGUGGGGAAAUGCAAGAGACUGCCAGCUAGGCGUUCCCGAUCUUCCAGAAGUGCAACCAUUACCUGUUAAAGUUAAUUUUCUUGCUGACGGUGAUGAGGAUCCAAGCCCUCCUCAUGUCAUCUCGGUUGCAAUAGGCGCUUCCCAUGCCAUGUGCUUGGUCUCCAGGCAACAGAUUCAGAAAUAGCAGCUGUUGCUUAUCAGCUUUGUAAAUUCAGUCAAAUUUGGACCUCCUAACCUGUGAGUACGCCAUGGAGAGGAUCAUGUUCUCUACUGGUUAGAGCCUGCCUUCUCAGUUGGCGAAAACUCCUGCUCGGUGAAGCCCAACUUCAAGAAGAAACAAUAAUAUUACAGGCAUGCCAUACUUCCUUGAAUUUGAACACUGGAAGUUCUGUUAAUUAGCGAUAGAUUUGUUUCUUGAUUUCUCGAGUGAUGUGAAACGAGAGAUAAAACCGACCAUGUACCUUCUUGAUUUCAGAUUCAUAGAUCCUUUUCUGUAGUUGGCAAGAUGAACAAAAUUCUGUAGCAUGCUGAUUUUAUUGCUGGCUUGCACUUGGCACCCAGUUCAAUAAAUUAAUUGAGCAAUGCUUGCGCAUUUGCUUCCUCGGUCA